This is a messenger RNA of Cooperia oncophora, 717 nucleotides long. The record is from the annotation of a GenBank genome assembly. NCBI's taxonomy places the organism in Eukaryota, Metazoa, Nematoda, Chromadorea, Rhabditida, Trichostrongylidae.
AUGGGUGUUGAAUUGGCAGCCGAAUGUCACCUGGACCGAAGCCGACAAGCUGCUGCACUUUUAGCCGCGCAGAAAAACGAUGUUGCAGCACUUGGAGCCACCUGCUAUAAGCUUAACAGCUUACAGGUACAGUUUCUGCUCACCCAUUUCUAUGCCCAAGAUGGUGAGAUUCCAUGCGAUAAUGAUGUCAUUACACGGAUUGUUGGGCUAGCUGAGCGACAGGCGGACCAUCUUACAUUACAGGAUGGGCACCCAAUCACGCUAGCCGAAUCAGAGCAACUGCUUCUACCAUUCCUGCUUCCACAAGACGGAUAUACUGCCGAGCAACUUCGUGGUGUGCCCGAUGGACUUGUCCAGUACUUGCUGUCACUGCAGGACAAAGGCUUGUGCCAUUCAGUGUCUGUACAAGACCCGAGUUUGACCACAUGGCGUGCAUCGCCUUUAGUGAACAAUGCGACUGUCAUCCAACGACCACCUGUUCAUGCUGCACCUGGGCCCUCACCACAGUUGCCACUGAAGUCUGCAGUUCAACGAACUCCUUCGCAGUCUACGCUAACCAGCUUGCCAACUACACACUUUGGGGAUAGCUUUGGCAGUAUGAAUGACGACGUGACACGAGUGGUGUUGAAACGAGGUACAGGUGGAAUUGGUCUCAGUAUUGUGGCUGCUCAGGUUAGGAAAUUCACAACAUUACAUUUGAACUGCUUACUUGAUUAG